AUGGGAGUUUCGUGCCUUGAUUUUGCUAAGUCUCUCUUUGCAAAUCUUUCUCGUCUUCUUCGGAAGAAACGAAAGCACGUAGCUGCAGCCUGGCUCCUGAAUUUUAUUUGGUUAGCAUACCUGUCGGCAGAGUGGGUGGCAACUCUUUGCAUGGGUAUCCUUGCCCGUAUCCAAGGAGGUACAGAAACAAACUAUGCCAAUCCAAACCCAGACUUUGUCCCUGCAUUUUGGGCAGCAACCCUCCUUGUACAACUUGGUGGCCCGGAUGCUAUUACUGCAUAUUCAGUAGAAGAUAACCAACUGUGGUUAAGGCAGCUACUUCAACUAAUAACCCAAGUUGCGGUUGUGUUUUAUGCCUUGUUGAGGUCAUGGUGGAGCAAGGAUCCACUCAUAUUUGUAGCCGUUCCUGUCUUUGUUUCUGGAGUAAUCAAAUACGGAGAGAGGAUUUGGGCACUAAGAUCAGCAAGCUUUGAUAAUGCCGUCCUACAUGAAGAAGUCCAGCGUCUAAGCCAGCAACUUGAUGAGAAAUUCCCUUCACCUGACUUGCUUGACAUGUCUAUUGAAGACAUUAAUAGAGCUCUAGGCUUCCAUCGCAUUGCAAGUCAGGUUGUGCAUCUCCAUGAAGCUCAUUUAUUAUUCCAAAUUUCGAAGAUGUUAUUUACCGAUUACAUGCUCCCAUUUUCUACUCACAUGACGAGCUAUCUUAUUCUGAGUAGCAAGAAUGCUGCAGAAGCCUUCAGAUUGAUAGAGGUAGAGUUGGGAUUCAUGUUCGAUGCACUUUAUACUAAGGUGAUCACAGGGCUUUGUUGGCAAGGCUUCCUUCUCCGUGCAAUCAGCUGUUCAUCCUCCAUUGCUGCAUUACUUGCAUUCGCAAGAAUGACCAUAAACUGUCAUGCUUAUUCAACAACCAAUAUAGUUGUAUCAUACUGCUUGCUCAUUGGAGCCAUUCUUCAUGAGACAUACUCGUUCGUUUUUCUUGUUUUCUCUGACUGGGUUAUGCUUUGGCUUAGCAAGCAACACAAGCGAUGGGCCACUGCUGUCUGUCAAGCUAUUGUUUCUUCUAAUCAAAAGUGGCCAUUAAACUGUAAUGAUCGUAAAAAGUGGAGAGGAACUAUGGCACAACAAGACCGAAUAAGUGAUGAAAGCACGCUAGUAAAGAUGCUUCUCAAACAGCUCCUUCGCAUUAAAGAUUUUCAAAGUUGGGAGAGAGUGGAAAUGCAAUUGAAAGAAGCCAUCUUUAAUUACCUCUUACAGAAACGUUUAAGAUUCAACCAUUGCAUGCCGCUGCCCGAUCCCGGCAUGAAUAAUCUAAAUGAGAUAUUGGCAGAGAGAGGUGAUCAGGUGCUUAGGACAGAUGGAUGUCUUGAAGGACAAUUUCGUGAAAGUACGGUGGAUGCAGACUUUCGUGAAAGCCUGCUGCUGUGGUACCUUGCCACCGAUAUUUGUUACUAUGACAAUUCUCGCACAAAUGGUGCUUAUGUUGAUCCAAAUGCCAGGAUAAGCAAAUCCUUGUCUAAUUAUAUGCAAUAUGUUCUAACUGACUAUCCGUCAAUGCUACCAAAAAUGAUUCAAGGAGAAAGGCGUGCAAUAAAUAGCAGUCGUGUAAUCUCUGGUUCCUGUUGGGCAUGGAGAUCAAGAAUUACCGCUCGGACUCAUUGGUGUUCGGAGGAGUUUCUACGCGUAAUCCAAGAGAACAGCCCAGAAACUUCAAUAGCAAGUGAUGGUUGCAAGCUUGCCAGGUCAUUGCAAGAUCUUGGGAAAGAGAGGGGAAAGGAACGCAAACGGAAGAUGAUAAGUGAAGUGUGGGUAGAGAUGUUAACUUAUACUGCAGUUCGUUGUAAUUGGCAAGAACAUGCUAAAACACAACACGAGGCGGGGAGCUACUCGCUCAUGUGUGCCUUCUUAUGGCUCAUCUUGGCUUAA
This is a messenger RNA of Populus euphratica (Euphrates poplar), 1923 nucleotides long. RefSeq lists its product as uncharacterized. NCBI's taxonomy places the organism in Eukaryota, Viridiplantae, Streptophyta, Magnoliopsida, Malpighiales, Salicaceae. The coding region runs from base 1 to 1923 and encodes 640 amino acids. The transcript has a single exon. The record is from RefSeq and is a predicted model, not a curated record.